AGACUGUUUUUUCGGGAAAGUUACGAAACUGCUAUCAUGCAAUUCGAAUAGUUCCGAAAGUAAGUUCGAAAUUCGUAGAGUUGCAUUCACUGAAUUCACUCGGAACGGAAAAUUUUUAAGUUUAGCGGAAUUUUUGUACGACAGGUUUGUGGUAACGGAGAAAUAAAUUUAAAAAAGAAAAAUGUCCAAAGUAAUUACCACCAAGCAACAAUAUGCACUAAUGGUUGAGCUGUUACAGCAAAAGCCUGAAAUGGCGCAGGGUUUUACAAAGUGCCCUAAAGAGGAAGUGGCAGCUUUUUGGAACAACAUGGCCCAAGAACUAAAUAGUGUUGGUCCGCCUAUCAAGGAUAUUUCCAGCUGGAAGAAGGUAUGGCUUGACUGGAAGGCGUAUAUAAAAAGGAAACUUGUUGAAAAUAAAAAGGAGCAGUCAGCUACUGGUGGCGGCAGAUAUAGGCAGCACCAUUUCAACGAAUUGGAGGAAGCGGUGAUAGCACUAACGGCAUUGCAAACAAGUGCAAGUGGCAUUGACAAUACAGUUAGCAUCGGCUUACCAAUUGUAGCCGACGUGGGCAACGAGACGUUAGCUGACGUAUCAAUGCCAUCAGUGACCUGCAGUCCAGCACUGCCUAAACGUACUACUAGGCCACCGGAAACCUGUACAGCCGAUGUAAUUAAAGAACAAUUUCAAAUUCAAAAAGAUUUUCAGGAAAAGGUCAUCGAAAAGUUGGAUGAUCUUUCAGUACGUAUGCGACGAGUGGGCAGAGCAUUGGAAGUGCAAAAUGAUUUAAAAAAUGCGGAAGUGGAAGAAAUUAGAAGGCACAACAUAGCUAUGGAGAAUUUGAUAGCUGCUAAGAAUUCGAUUAAGCAGCGAAUGUUAGAAAUAGAAGAAAAAAAAUUGCAGAUAUUAUACUCUGGCACUAUCUACGCUCCGUGUUUAAAUCAAGUCUCUGACAAUGAAAUAAUUGAAAAUUUGAAAGAACAUGGUGUUACAUCCAUUUACAAAUUUCUAAAAUAUAUAAAUGGUCAACCCACCCCAAGUGGCGUGGUUCUUUUAACCUUCGAUCGCUACUACUUACCCGAAAAAUUGAUGUAUCAUGGUAUACCACCAAGAUAA
Bactrocera tryoni is the source of this 1114-nucleotide messenger RNA. RefSeq lists its product as uncharacterized. The transcript has 5 exons. NCBI's taxonomy places the organism in Eukaryota, Metazoa, Arthropoda, Insecta, Diptera, Tephritidae. The record is from RefSeq and is a predicted model, not a curated record. The coding region runs from base 182 to 1114 and encodes 310 amino acids. Gene Ontology annotation, cellular component: nucleus.